AUGACUGUGGCUGGCAAAAAGGAGGUGGAAGGCAUCUCUGUUGUCGAUGCGGUUGGUAACACCCCACAGGCAGCGGCUGCGUUGUUAACAGUGGAUGCUGGAUCGGCACAUGAGAAUCAAGGUGUGCGAGAGGCACGCCAAUUUGGCUUCGGAAGGCGAGGCGGUUUUGGUGGAAGGCGCGGUUUCGGUGGUGGAGGGCGUGGUUUCGGUGGUGGAGGCCGUGGUUUCGGUGGUGGAGGGCGCGGUUUCGGUGGUGGAGGGCGCGGUUUCGGUGGCGGAGGGCGCGGUUUCGGUGGCGGAGGGCCCGGUUUCUUCGGUGGUGGUGGUCGGAGAGGUGGAUUCUUCGGCUAA
Rhagoletis pomonella (apple maggot) is the source of this 351-nucleotide messenger RNA. Its product is annotated as glycine-rich RNA-binding protein-like. Bases 1 to 351 code for a protein of 116 amino acids. Lineage: Eukaryota; Metazoa; Arthropoda; Insecta; Diptera; Tephritidae. The record is from RefSeq and is a predicted model, not a curated record. The transcript has a single exon.